Molecule: messenger RNA, 2127 nt
Organism: Diversispora eburnea
Lineage: Eukaryota; Fungi; Glomeromycota; Glomeromycetes; Diversisporales; Diversisporaceae
Source: the annotation of a GenBank genome assembly
AUGACAACUCUUAUUUCUAACGAAAAUGAUCUUUUACAAAUCACAGCCUUGGGUGCUGGUAAUGAAGUUGGGAGAUCUUGUCUUGUGAUCCAAUACAAAGGCAAGAAUGUAAUGCUUGAUGCUGGUGUUCACCCUGCAUAUACUGGCCUUGCUGCACUUCCGUUUUAUGAUGAAAUUGAUCCUGCUACAGUUGAUGUUUUACUUAUUAGUCACUUUCAUUUGGAUCAUGCCGCUUCUCUACCAUAUUUUUUAGAAAAGACAACGUUUCAAGGACGGGUGUUUAUGACUCACCCGACGAAAGCAAUUUAUAAAUGGUUGUUAUCUGAUUAUGUUAAAGUCAGUAAUGUCGCAUUGGAUGAAUUACUUUAUGAUGAACAAGAUCUUUUACGUAGUUAUGAUAAAAUAGAAGCAGUGGACUAUCAUCAAGAAGUUGAAGUCGAAGGAAUAAAAUUUACUAGUUAUAAUGCAGGUCAUGUAUUAGGAGCAGCUAUGUUCUUGAUCGAGAUUGCAGGAGUAAAGAUUUUAUAUACAGGAGAUUAUUCAAGGGAGGAAGAUAGACAUUUGAUGGCAGCAGAGUUACCACCAGUACAAGCUGAUAUAUUAAUCACAGAAUCAACAUAUGGUGUUCAAAGUCAUGAACCACGAAUGGAAAAAGAAGCGAGAUUUACUGGUUUGGUUCAUAAAAUCGUACAACGAGGUGGUCGUUGUUUAAUGCCUGUAUUUGCAUUAGGCCGUGCUCAAGAAUUACUCUUAAUUCUAGAUGAAUAUUGGGAAGCUCACCCAGAAUUAGAAUCCGUACCCAUAUAUUAUGCUUCAUCUUUAGCAAAAAAAUGUAUGGCAGUUUAUCAGACAUAUAUAAAUAUGAUGAAUGCCAAAAUUCGUGAACAAUUCGCUAUAUCAAAUCCUUUUGUUUUUAAACAUAUUUCAAAUUUAAAGAAUAUGGAUAAUUUUGAUGAUGUGGGGCCUUGUGUGAUGAUGGCAAGUCCUGGGAUGUUACAGAGUGGUCUCUCGCGAGAAUUGUUUGAACGAUGGUGCCCCGAUAAACGAAAUGGACUUGUCAUCACAGGUUAUUGUGUUGACGGAACCAUGGCGAGGCACGCAAUGAAUGAACCAUCAGAAAUUUCAUCAUUAUCAGGGGCCAAAAUUCCAUUACGCAUGGAGGUUGACUACAUAUCUUUCUCUGCUCACGUUGAUUACACACAAAAUAGUAAAUUUAUUGAUGAGAUAAAAGCUCCUCAUGUGGUUCUUGUUCAUGGUGAAUCCAAUUCAAUGGCUAGAUUGAAAUCUGCAUUACAAAGCAAAUAUAGUGAACAUGAAGAAAAUAUCAAGAUUUAUUCCCCAAAAAAUUGCGAAACGGUAAGGUUACAUUUUAGAGGAGAAAAAUUAGCAAAGACAAUAGGGAAAUUAGCUGCCAGAUAUCCUAUAGAACACCAAAUUGUAUCUGGAAUUAUUGUAUCCAAAGAUUUCCAAUUUAAUAUUAUGGAUUCUAAUGACCUGAAAGAAUUUAGUGGAAUUUCUACAUCGGCGAUAAUUCAAAAACAAACAAUUGCGUAUCAUUGUUCCUUUUCUCUAUUAAAAUAUCAUCUGGAACAGAUGUAUGGACCACUUAAAGAAGUAUUAGACGAAGAUAGUGUUCCAACUUUAACGAUUUUAGAUGCAGUUAAAGUUAGACAUCUUAAUAAAAGUUCAGUUCAACUUGAGUGGUUAGGAACUUCGAUGAAUGAUAAAAUUGCUGAUUCUGUGUUGGCAGUUUUAUUAAAUAUUGAGAGUAGUCCUGCUUCCGUUAAAAAAGAAAGUUAUAAUAAUGAUAAUAAUUUAAUGGAAAUUGAUGAAAAAGAUUCAAUAAAUCCAAAAGAUAAUAAUUCAACAGAGAUGAUGGACUCUUCACUAACACCAUUAUCAUCACGUACAGCGGCCGAAGAAUAUUUAAGAAGACAAUUUGGAAAAGCAUAUAGUAAACAAGAUUCAGAUAGUGAAAUUAUUGUUAAAGUAGAUAAUACUGUAGCUGAAGUUAACAUCAAUACUUUGGAAGUCAAAUCCGAAGAUGAAGUAUUACGGAAUAGGAUACAGAAUAUGUUACCGAGGAUUACAAAAUUUUUACAGCCAUUAGAAAUGUGUCCUGAAUGA